UGCGAUGUUGGUCUGUGGACACUUCCCUGGGUGUUUCCUUCCUGCUCAAAGUUCCUCUUUCCUGAACUUGGUGUUUGUGAGUGAUGCUGAUCGUCUCCAUGUGAAGUGUUUAAGCUGUGACGUAAUUGGCCUUAAAAUGUGGCCUUCAAGGCUGCAGAACCUGAAUUGGGAUACAGCCCAGGUGUGGAGUGGAGCUUGUUGUUGGUGUGUGAAGAAACUAAAGAUGAUGGAAGAACCUAAAGAACAGCCAGUCAAAGCAGCUCCAUCAGCAGAGGAGGAGCUUGCCAGGGUGCGGUCAGCCUUUGUCUGGAGGGUAACAACAGAAAUCCUCACACAGCUCCUUGAGGACCUCGUAUAUGACACUGUCUUAAAUGAGUUGGAGAAAGAAUCGAUACUGGAGAAGAACCUAGCCAGAGCAGAUAAGGCACGCAGCUUCAUCGACACAGUGAGGAAAAAAGGAGACAAAGCCUGCAAGAUAACAAUCAAACAUCUUCAGAUCAAAGAUCCUUCUCUUUUCUCUCAGCUGCGUUUAGACUCUGAUCCAUCUGCUCAACAAGAUACUCUUCAGAGGUGUCAGCCUAAACUCAAGUCUCUCUUGAAGAAGAAGUUCCAGUGUGUGUUUGAGGGGAUUGCUAAAGCGGGAAACCCAACCCUUCUGAAUCAGAUCUACACAGAGCUCUACAUCACAGAGGGAGGGACUGCAGAGGUCAAUGAUGAACAUGAGGUCAGACAGAUUGAAACAACAUCCAGGAAACCAGACAGACCAGAAACAACAAUCAGACAAGAAGACAUCUUUAAAGACACACCCGAAAGACAGGACCUGAUCAGAACAGUGCUGACAAAGGGAGUGGCUGGCAUUGGGAAAACAGUCUUAGCCCAGAAAUACACCCUGGACUGGGCUGAAGACAAAGCCAACCAGGACAUUGAUGUACUUAUCACAAGCCUUAUCACAGGGAAGCUUCUUCCCUAUGCUCACGUCUGGAUAACCACACGACCUGCAGCAGCAGACCAGAUCCCCCCUGAGUAUGUUCACAGGGUGACAGAGAAGUGA
This is a messenger RNA of Oreochromis niloticus (Nile tilapia), 1051 nucleotides long. RefSeq lists its product as uncharacterized. Gene Ontology annotation, biological process: regulation of apoptotic process. NCBI's taxonomy places the organism in Eukaryota, Metazoa, Chordata, Actinopteri, Cichliformes, Cichlidae. The record is from RefSeq and is a predicted model, not a curated record. The transcript is spliced from 7 exons. Bases 5 to 1051 code for a protein of 348 amino acids.